Molecule: messenger RNA, 528 nt
Organism: Pestalotiopsis fici W106-1
Lineage: Eukaryota; Fungi; Ascomycota; Sordariomycetes; Amphisphaeriales; Sporocadaceae
Exons: 2
Coding region: 1-528 (175 amino acids)
Source: RefSeq, a predicted model, not a curated record
AUGUACUUGUCCAAUCUCGCCGUUGUUUUAUCCCUGGCAGCCGCCUCCAUCGCUGCGCCAGCCACCAGUUUCGCCCCCUAUAAGCGUGCCGACGUCCUCACGUUCCGGAAAUACAAUGACUUUCAAAUUUCGGACGGUGUCGCUGGAAAUGCCUUGGCCGAGGUGAAUGCAGCGUUCCCGGUCGACAUGUCCGACCCGGCCGCAGUAUCCACCAACGAUCUCAACAUCCUCAUUGCGGCGCGGCAGACGGCCGAAAACGCCGAGGCGGCAUUCAACACAGCCAUUGGGCCCACGGCGUCGGGGACCGACGAGGCCGCCCUCGAGGUCGGCAAGAUCAAGAACAAGGUGCUCAAGCUGCGCACGUUUGAGAUGCUCGUCACGGUGCAAAUGGCCCAGGGCGCCACCGACAAGGCCGCCCAGCUCGCGGAUAUCCAGGCCAAGCUCAAGACCAAUGUCGGUAUCGAUUCGGCUUCUGCGGGCGAUGCUAGCCAGAGUGUUAGUUUUACUGAUGAUGUGCAGCCGCAGUAG